GAGCUUCAACACAUUAUACACAAAUUAACUAACAUAUAUGGGGCUUUACUACCACCACUCUAUUAAUGAUGGCUUUUCACGGCGAGCACUGAUCAUCAUGCGGAUUACUACUCUAGUAAUAGUUAUAAGCAUGAUGAUGUUGAGUAGCAAAUUUGGUGUCGGAUGCCCUGUAGAAGAGUACGAAGCUCUUUUGGAAUUCAAAGCCUCUUGCAACGGAACGUCUCCUCCGUCGUGGGGAAAGCACAGAGAUUGUUGUCUCUGGGAGGGAGUUGUUUGCGAUAACAGCACCGAGCAAGUGUCCGAACUGCAUCUGUCAGAGCUUUUUCGGUAUUAUUAUCCAGAAGGGACUCCGACUCUAAAUGAGGCCCAAAGUUGGCACUUGAAUUUGAGCAUCUUUUCUUCAUUCCCUGAGCUACGAUACCUUGAUUUAUCUUCGAAUCCUUUCACGGGCCUCCUCUCAAGCACCACCCCCUUAGUAGGAUUGAAGAAGCUAAAGGUGCUUGAUCUUAGUGUAAACCAAUUUACAGGAGAGAUCCCAAUGUCUUUGGCAUAUCUGACAUCUCUCGAAGUCUUGUAUUUGGAUUCGAAUGAAUUAAAUGCUUCACAUUCUUUGAAAGGAUUGAAGAAGCUAAAGGUGCUUGAUCUUAGUGACAACCAAUUAACAGGAGAGAUCAUAGUGUCUUUGGGAUAUCUGACAUCUCUGGAAGUUUUGAAUUUGCAUUGGAAUGAAUUAAAUGCGUCACUUUCUUUGAAAGCCUUAGUAGGAUUGAAGAAGCUAAAGGAGCUUGAUCUCAGUGAAAACCAAUUUACAGGAGAGAUCCCGAUGUCUUUGGGAUAUUUAACAUCUCUCGAAGUCUUGAAUUUGGGUUCGAAUAAAUUAAAUGCUUCACAUUCUUUCAAAGCCUUAGUAGGAUUGAAGAAGCUAAAGACGCUUGAUCUUAGUGGAAACAAUUUUAUAGGAGAGAUUCCAACGUCUUUGGGGUAUCUAAUGUCUCUCGAAGUCUUGGACUUGAGUGACAAUCAUUUAAAUGGGUCACUUUCUUUAAAAGGUACAGUUCUCCGAGAUCUACAGAACUUGCGAGAGUUGCGCCUUGGACGUAAUCAAUUCUGUGGGACUCUUCCUCCAACUCUCGCAAACAUGACAUCCCUUCAGCAUAUUGAUCUUUCGCAUAACUUCUUUGAAGGAACUAUAUCGAAGCAUCUCUUCAGUGGGCUUGUCUCACUUCAAUAUCUAGACCUUUCAUACAACUACCUUCAUGGGAAAUUUUCACUGCACUCUUUCGCCAACAUGUCAAAGCUUGAAGGAAUCAUACUCUCAAACAACACACGACUAGAGGUGCAUAUUAAUACUUGGAGUUCAAUUCAACAAUUACAAUUGCGAAUUCUUAUGCUGUCAAGUUGUAAGCUGGAUGAGAAUGCCAUUCGCACCCCUAUGUUUCUCUGCUCUCAACAUCACCUCGAAGUACUUGACCUCUCCUACAACAACUUAACGGGAAACAUCCCGACUUGCCUGCUCAACAACAACACCAAAAUGGAAUACUUGAACUUAGGAAGUAACUUGUUAACAGGACCAAUUCAUCUUCCUAGUCAUCACAUAGAAAGUGUGAAUGCAAUCGAUGUCUCCAUGAAUCAGCUCAGCGGUUCGAUCCCUUGUAACAUUAGUAUGGUUUUUCCUAAUCUGAUGGUGCUUAACUUUUCAUCAAAUCAUUUAAUUGGAAGCAUCUCUUCAUCAUUAGUCAACAUGACACAGUUGUCGGUCUUGGAUUUUUCGAACAAUCAUCUCACCGGUGAAGUACCAGCUCACCUAAUGUGUGGUUUAGGCGUCUUGAAGCUUUCCAAUAACAAUUUGCAUGGGAAAAUUCAUAACCUAAAUUCUACAUGUUAUAUUUCAAACUUUUACUUGGAUGGUAACAUGCUAUCAGGAACAAUACCAAACAACAUUGCAGGAUUAAGUUUAUUGGAUGUUCAUGACAAUAACCUAGAUGGUUCAAUUCCAGAAACCAUUUUGAAGGCAUCGUUUUUGGAAUUUCUUAUUCUCAAAGGAAAUCAUUUCCAUGGACAACUUCCACAAAGCUUAUGCAAUCUAACGGAGCUCCUGGUAUUGGAUCUCUCCUACAACAAUUUCUCUGGUUCUUUACCUCUUUGCUUCCCUCCAAGCAUAAUUUAUCUCAAUUUGGCUAACAAUGCUUUGACCGGAAAAGUUCCAAGUGUUCUUUUUAAUCUCUCGCGACUUGUAGUACUAGACAUUAGCAAAAAUUACCUUUCAGGCCUAAUUCCAACGCAAAUAGGAAGUGAGCUUGCAUUGAUGAUUCUUAUUCUGAGAGAAAAUUCCUUCAAAGGGCUGGUGCCUAUUCAGUUGUGUAACUUGCAAAAUUUGCACGUAUUAGACCUGUCACACAACAGCUUUUCUGGAUCGAUACCGUCUUGCCUUGGUACAAUGGCAUUCAGAAUCAGUAAAUCAUAUUCCUCCUCUCAACUUUCGGAUCUAUGGACCAUUGGUGGCGAUUCCUUUGAAUGGGGAGUUAUUGACUCUUUAAAUUUCUCUAUUAUGUUGGGGUACAAUCUUGCGGGGGAAAUACAAGGGGAAGAGUUUAGUACCAAAGGCAAUUUGUAUGUCUAUCAAAGGGUUGAUUUGGCUUAUAUGACCUUAAUUGAUUUAUCAAAAAACAAAUUAACAGGAAAAAUUCCACCUGAAGUUGGAAAUCUUAGUGGACUUCUAUCUCUAAAUUUAUCCUACAACCAACUUACGGGUCCAAUCCCUGCAGCCCUAUCAAAUUUAUAUCAAAUUGAGAGUCUUGACAUAUCCAACAACAUAUUAAGCGGUGACAUUCCUUGGCAAUUAGGCCAAUUGAAGUUCUUGGAGGUGUUCUCUAUAGCCCAAAACAAUUUAUCUGGAUGCAUACCGAGUUUUCGAGAUCAAUUUGCCACAUUUGGUAAGGCUACUUAUGAAGGCAAUGUUGGCCUACACGGACCGCCAUUAGACGGAACAUGUACUACUUCAUCAAACACAACAACAUCAUCUGAAGAAGAAGAUAAAGAGGUUACUUGUAUUGACAGAAUCAUCUUCUAUGCAAUAUCUACAGCUGCAUUUAUAGGAGGUUUUUGGGUUUCAAUAGCUUUCUUGUUUUGCACUCGCUGCGGACGGAGAGUGCGCAUUAGACUGGAUAGUUAUGUUGAUUUCUUGUAUGGAGAAGUUUCAAUGGUUGUGCAUAAAUUAGUUUCUAUGAAUUGAGGUGGCAACAGAAAUAAGGAAAACCAUGUGUAAUAAAACAUAAAACUUUCUCAUUAUAUAUAGUGAGAACUUCUCUUGUUUCCUA
Messenger RNA from Ananas comosus (pineapple), 3317 nucleotides. RefSeq names its product receptor-like protein 12. Gene Ontology annotation, molecular function: protein binding. The transcript is spliced from 6 exons. The record is from RefSeq and is a predicted model, not a curated record. Bases 38 to 3232 code for a protein of 1064 amino acids. NCBI's taxonomy places the organism in Eukaryota, Viridiplantae, Streptophyta, Magnoliopsida, Poales, Bromeliaceae.